This is a messenger RNA of Colletotrichum graminicola M1.001, 351 nucleotides long. RefSeq lists its product as uncharacterized. The record is from RefSeq and is a predicted model, not a curated record. The transcript is spliced from 4 exons. Lineage: Eukaryota; Fungi; Ascomycota; Sordariomycetes; Glomerellales; Glomerellaceae. Gene Ontology annotation, biological process: protein insertion into ER membrane. The coding region runs from base 1 to 351 and encodes 116 amino acids. Gene Ontology annotation, cellular component: endoplasmic reticulum membrane. Gene Ontology annotation, molecular function: protein folding chaperone.
AUGGCGUCCAAGCGGGAUAUGCGCCGGCCGGACCUGAUCGUCCCCUAUCAGGAGCCCAGGGCCAAGGGCGAUACCACUGAUAUGUCCUCGACGCUUUCCUCCACCCUGCCAAUGGCCGCCAUGCUGACGCGCAACAAGUUCAUCGGAUGGGCUUCCGUUGUCUUCAGCAUCCAGACCUGGCUCGGCGAGAGCGAGGAGACCAAGAAGAGCUCCGCGACCCCGGGCUACUUCUCCGUCGGCAUGUCCAUCAUGGCCCUGGCCGUCACCUACCUGCCCCUUUUCCUGCCACCUCCCGUCCAGAGAGGCGCCGCGACCGGCACCGGCCCUGCUGCCCCCGUUCCUCCCGCGUAG